GAUAAAGCCUCCCAGACAAAGAUUAUAAUUACAUAGUAGCACUUCCUUCCUUCGUACAACCCUCAUCUCAAAGCACGCGUUCUCUCUCUCUCCUUGUUUCCUUCGCUUUUUUGCCACCGAAUAUCUCUGUGGGUAGAUUCAAUUCAUUAUGUCCACCUCGUCGGACUAUUCUGAGUUUUCCGGCCAGAAACCGGCCAAGUCGCCGGAGAAAUCGACUUUCUCUCAGACUUGUAGUUUAUUGAGUCAAUACAUAAAGGAGAAGGGUAGCUUCGGAGAUCUCACCCUCGGAAUGACAUGCAACACCGAAGCUAGUGGGUCACCUGAGACAUCUUGUCAAUCUGCUACAACCAUGAACUUGUUUCCUACCAAGGAAAACAACGUGACACCAAAGAACCUGACAGCUAUGGAUUUGCUCUCUCCACAAGCUUCCUUUCGACCAGCUGAAGAGAUUCCAACCUUAAUCAAUUCCAGUGCUAUAAAGUCUGUGAGCAAGGGGUCUAAAGCUGCACAAUUGACAAUCUUUUAUGGUGGACAAGUUAUUGUGUUUGAUGAUUUUCCUGCUGACAAGGCAAACGAGCUUAUGUCCUUUGCUAACAAAGGGAUCUCCCAAAGCCAGAACAAUUCUGUUUACACUUACACACGCAGCCAACCUUCAUUUCCUCCUAAUUUGAUUAGAACUUCUGAGUCAAGUGCUCCAGUUAUUCCCAGUGUGAAGAUUGCUGGGACCAACUCAAUUCGUGAACAUGCUCAAGCUUCAUCCAGUCCUGUUGUUUGUGAUCUGCCAAUUGCUAGAAAAGCUUCUCUUCAUCGGUUCCUUGAGAAGAGAAAGGAUAGAAUUGCUUCCAAAGCGCCAUAUCAAACAACAAAUGGGUCUGCAAAUAAGGCAGCUGAAUCCAUGUCAUGGCUUGUGUUGGGUGCUGCCGCACCUCAAAUCUGAGCGCAGCUACAGUUAUGUGUAAUUUGAAGCAUAUUUUUGUUGUGAAAAAAUGCUAGCCAGUCAGAAUUUUUUUUGCCAGAACAUUUGACUAAAUUUCUGGUUAUUGUUUUUUCCUGAUUAGUUAGCAUAUUUUACUCUUUUGUUUGAUGUUUUAAAAUAUUUUAUGGGCUUCAUGUUAGCCCUUUGUUUGUCAUAGCAACUUCGGCCCUACUGGGCCUUAUCAUAGAUCUAACUAUUUGUUAGUAGCUGCUGCUCUAAUUAUAGUGAUUCAAUAUAUUCAUUGUUACCUUUGAUUAUUUUUCCUUCCUACUUCAUUUUUUUGCGCUCUGCAUCACCCUGCAAAAGCGAAUAAUGUUAAUUGCAAAGAAAAAUGGAACGAAUCUAUAAGGUC
Molecule: messenger RNA, 1328 nt
Organism: Abrus precatorius (Indian licorice)
Lineage: Eukaryota; Viridiplantae; Streptophyta; Magnoliopsida; Fabales; Fabaceae
Product: protein TIFY 10A-like
Exons: 5
Coding region: 149-937 (262 amino acids)
Biological process (GO): regulation of defense response; response to wounding; regulation of jasmonic acid mediated signaling pathway
Cellular component (GO): nucleus
Source: RefSeq, a predicted model, not a curated record